This is a messenger RNA of Gasterosteus aculeatus aculeatus (three-spined stickleback), 2300 nucleotides long. RefSeq names its product pleckstrin homology domain-containing family S member 1. Lineage: Eukaryota; Metazoa; Chordata; Actinopteri; Perciformes; Gasterosteidae. The record is from RefSeq and is a predicted model, not a curated record.
UGAACACGUUUGUAUCGCUCACCAGGAACCAGAAAGCCUCCAGCUUCCUCCUGCACUUAGUCAAAGAGAGCUAAGGGAGCAGUAUCUCGCAAAGUGCUCCACAGGUGUGGUGUCACAAUGAUUAAGAGCCAGAAGAACACAGUGAACAAAGGGGGAACCGUGUUCUACAGACCAGUCAAAAACACGGCAGAAGUCAGAUCUGGAUACCUGUUCAAGUCUCCUCCCCAAAAACUGGUGAAAACACAGAAAUGGAAGAGGCGCUAUUUUGUGCUGUUCAAAAUCGACGAGCAAGAGCACCUACUGAAGUACUUCAAGAGUCCAGAGGAAAAGGACAGUCCUCUUGGAGCGAUUGACUUAUCGCAAAUCUCGUUGUUGUAUAAGAACCCUGCAAAACACGGGAGAUGGCCCUGGGUCGAGAAGGUGCUGAAGUGCUCCGCGUCCUGUGUGUUCCUCAUCAAGGCGGCCGAGCGGGAGUACUUCCUCGCUGCUGACAACAGCGAGGAGGCGGACGGCUGGUUCGCCGACCUGUACGAAGCCCUGAAAGCACGGCCACAUCAACGCAUGAGUUCAGAGGAAAUGUUUUUUGGUCCGCCAACAGUUGAGGUUAUUUCAUACCCCAUCUUACGGAUCAAGACAUCUGCGGCUGCGCAUCCGGAGGUGGAACAGAAAACUCGGUCAAAGUCUGAUCCGUUAUCAAAUACUUUGGAGACCAACUCUAAAGAACCGAAGGCUGAAGACCACAGCAAGAGGCGAGUGUCGGAGCCUGUCUACGACUACCCGAAAACCUUCAAAACUAAAACACGAGCGGGAAAUUUGACGAUACGCAGAAAAAGCUUUGACGCAAUAUAUGAAACAAUGUCCGGAAUCAUAGCGGAGCAGGCAGCGUGUGAAAGUGACUGUGAAAGCGAGGAUUGUGAAGUUAAAGCGGGAAGCCUGAUGAGGUCUGUUACUAAUGCAUUCGAAAAGAUGAGGACACCAGUCCCCCCACUGCCUUCAUUCAAUGAGGAAACAGCUGAUGAGGACAGAAAAGAAAGGCGCUCGACGUCCGACUUCAGCAGCAGCUCCAGUGACAAUGGCGCCGUCUCUCCUGCGGAGAUGCUGGAGGAUCUAAAUAGGAAGGAAAGGGUGAGAUCUGCUGAGAGGGAGAAAGAUUUUCGCCACAGGAUUGCAGAUUUGAAAACACAACUUACAGAAGUGGAGCGGAACACAAGAAAAGAAAGGCGUCUGACACCUUACUUCAGCAGCAAAUCUCUUGAGGAGAAGCUGGAAGGUCAAAAUGGGCAAACACGGGAGAGAAGUGGCUCCAUUGAAAGCAUUGACAUCACACCAAGGGAGAUAGAUUUUCAAGUCACGCUUGCAGAUUUGAAAAAAUACCUUAUACUAACAGAAGUGGAUGGGAAGCCGAGCGUGUCCGGGUGGACGUGCCAGCCACAGCCGGUGUGCCUGUUCCACAGAGAGGACCGAAUUCUGGCCAUCAACGACCUGCUCACCACCAGCCUGCAGGAAUUCAACAUGUACUUGAGCAAGUGCCUCAAAAAUGAGGUGAAACUGACGACCUUGCGUCUUCCCGGGAGCCAGCCGCUGCAUUCCCCGGACUGCCCUUGCAGUGACUAAGCAUCAGUGGAAGGCGUGUCGUGGAACAUGUUUUUAAUUUGCACAGUUGCUGUAUAUAAUAAUGAUCUUACAACUGAAGUUAAGAAGAAGCUACGGCAAAGUGAAGAACAUAUCUCUUUCCAUUGAUCUUGAGGGAUCAAGAAAGUAUCUAUCUAUAGAGAGGAUGUUAGGCAUGAUCCUAAAAGUGAUUGUUUUAAAAUGCCUUUCCUGUGCACAUAUUGUGAAUACAAAAAUUACCGCACUUAUUUUAUUUUGAGAAAUGAUUUGAAAGUAAUUAAGGGAGGAGGAAUAACGGACUGUCGUGUAGUAUUGCUUGUGAAUUACUUAUGUAGACAGAAUGGUUAUGAUCCUCAGGCUGUGAAAUAGUGACUUUAAAAAGCUGGUAUACUAUUUUUACACAAGCUUGAUGUGUUUUUAUCCUUUGUGAAUUAUAUCAAGUGAAGAAUGGCACUUCUGGAUGCAGAGAACAAAUGGAAGUUAUCUGUAAAGCCUGAAACACACCGUUCAGGUUUAUAUUUAAAUUGCAAAAUGAUCUCGGUCACGGAGGGUUCGGACGUUGUAGCGGCUUCCUCAGGAUUUUAAGUUUAAAUGUGAUUUUCAAUGUGUGCUGUAUUAAAUCAUACACGGAUAUACAGUGAAUAAAUGCAUUCUUUGAGCGUGCAGCAAUCAUCGAUUGCACUGUGACA